AUGGCUUUUAUGCUGCUGCUUCGCGCGGUUGGCUACUGCAUGUAUGGGGCACUCCAGCGUCGUCAGCUGCUCCGUGCCAACCCGCAGGCGGUUGUUGACCCACUGAAGAAGCACCACACACGCGUCUACGCAGGAAUACGAAUGGCGGAUAUCUUUGGCCACGUCAACAACGCCAAAUAUCUUGAGAUAUGUGAGCUCGCCCGCUGGCAUUGCGCAGGUUACACCGGUCUUGUGGGGGCGCACUGGAGGACAAGGACAAGCUUCAUCGUCGCCUCUGUCAGCGUGCAAUACGUGCGAGAGCUUCCACCGUGUCGCAGUUACCUGGUGACCACCGAGGUGCUGGGCUUUGAGGAGGCAGGCCCUGUGGCACCCGAGAGGCCAGCGUCGGUGAGGGAGGAGGGCGGGGCGGCGAAGACGUUGCUGCCACCCGCUGGGCGCCUGGUGAUGAUGCACGAGAUAUGGAGCAUGGACAAGAAAACCCUGUACGCCGGGAUUUUGCUGCGAGCCGCGUUGGUGGGUGAUUCCACAUCGCCUUUUGCUAUCCCGUCUGGAGACCGGCGACGCGGCAAACAUGCCUUGCUGGAUUCCAGGUCCCUUUUCGCAGUGGACAGGAGCCUGGAGGAGGUCAAUCGCCAGGCUGAGUCAAACCUGAAGGGUCUCCACAAGCGACUGGGCUUCCAGCCAAGCCAGGAGGGUUUCCUGGGGGAACCAUGGAUUGAGGCCUCGCGGCGUCUGGAAAAGGAGUGGCGUUCAAGGCUGCGGAGUGCGAAGGAGCCCUGA
Trypanosoma conorhini is the source of this 780-nucleotide messenger RNA. RefSeq lists its product as uncharacterized. The record is from RefSeq and is a predicted model, not a curated record. The coding region runs from base 1 to 780 and encodes 259 amino acids. The transcript has a single exon. Lineage: Eukaryota; Euglenozoa; Kinetoplastea; Trypanosomatida; Trypanosomatidae.